Messenger RNA from Branchiostoma floridae (Florida lancelet), 2668 nucleotides. Its product is annotated as mitogen-activated protein kinase 8-like. The transcript has 11 exons. Lineage: Eukaryota; Metazoa; Chordata; Leptocardii; Amphioxiformes; Branchiostomatidae. Gene Ontology annotation, cellular component: cytoplasm; nucleus. The coding region runs from base 78 to 1046 and encodes 322 amino acids. Gene Ontology annotation, biological process: protein phosphorylation; JNK cascade. The record is from RefSeq and is a predicted model, not a curated record. Gene Ontology annotation, molecular function: ATP binding; JUN kinase activity.
AUAAAAAUAUUAUAGGACUGUUAAAUGUCUUCACCCCGCAGAAGUCGUUAGAAGAAUUCCAAGAUGUGUACCUGGUGAUGGAGUUGAUGGAUGCGAACCUGUGUCAGGUGAUUCAGAUGGAUCUGGACCACGAGCGCAUGUCCUACCUCCUCUAUCAGAUGCUGUGUGGGAUCAAACACCUGCACUCGGCUGGGAUCAUUCACAGAGACUUGAAACCCAGCAAUAUCGUGGUGAAGUCGGACUGUACGCUGAAGAUUCUUGACUUCGGGCUGGCGAGAACGGCGGGAACAAGCUUCAUGAUGACCCCUUACGUGGUGACGCGGUACUACAGGGCACCCGAGGUCAUCCUGGGCAUGGGGUACACCGAAAACGUUGACAUCUGGUCCAUGGGCUGUAUAUGUGGGGAAAUAGUGCGAGGCGGAGUGCUUUUCCCUGGCACAGACCAUAUCGACCAGUGGAAUAAGAUCAUCGAGCAGCUGGGAACGCCUUCUCAAGACUUCAUGAAGAGGCUGCAGCCGACCGUGAGGAACUACGUGGAGAACAGACCCAAGUACGCAGGAUACUCCUUCGAGAAGCUCUUCCCAGACGUCUUGUUUCCCGCCGAGUCCACGGAACACAACAAGCUGAAAGCGAGCCAGGCCCGGGAUCUCCUGUCCAAGAUGUUAGUGAUCGAUCCCUACAAGAGGAUAACGGUGGACCAAGCCCUGCAACACCCCUACGUCAACGUGUGGUACGACCCCAGUGAGGUGGAGGGGCCUGCCCCAAUUCCAUACGACCACUCCAUCGACGAGAGAGAGCACACAGUAGAACAGUGGAAAGACCUGAUCUACAAGGAAGUGGUGGACUAUGUGCAGAAGUUGCUGUAUGGGAAACUGCCACUUAUAGGUAACUCAGCUUCAGACAGGUCAGAGGUCAAACUCAGCCAACCACAGCCCAGAAAGCGGAAGCUGUCCCAGUCGUCAGACGACACGUCGGUAUGCCGAACGUUGGAUGCGAUACCUGCAGCACGUCCUGACGCGACCCGGACGCUGACCUCCGAACCUUGAACUCCUCUCGUCUGACGCCCGCAGGUACUAAAUCAAGAAAACAAAUUCCACAAGACAACCCAAAAAACUCCGCGAAAAGCUCCAGCAACCCACCUGCCAUGCUUCCGCCAUUUGCUGGUCAACUCAAGUGUACCUACCCACCCCUCCGGAGGGAGUGGUGCGACCCACCGGCGUGUGGUGGAUCGUGCCAUUCUGCAGGGGAGGGGUGAGCUUCCUGCAUGCCCAGAAGAGCUGAAGACAUACUUUGCUGUACUUACAUGUAACUGUGGAUGCUACCCAUGUCUACUUACAAAUGUAGCAAUUACGGUUUGCUGGGACAAAGUCAAACAAAAUGCCCAACGUAUGCUGGAACUAAAUCCCUUAACUAUUGAUGGGAGUCCUUCUUACAUGGUAGUUUAGGGGGGAGGGGGGCUUCUUAGAUUCCAGCAGAGGUCAGAUUGACAUUCAAAUCAUGUUGUGAAAUUGCAGGUAAUGAUUAUCUUAGCAAAUAGAAAACUUCUUACAUUUUGGCUUAUCCAAUGGCAAACACUAAUUUCAUAUCCUUCAGUUGCCAGGGUAACCACCUUCCGCCAUGUUGACCUUGACUCUGCUGUUUGAUAUUUCCAAACAAUAUGGCGGCAUACUCUGCAAGGUCAAACACACAGUUGAUAAAUGGAACCAUCUGAUUGGCUAAUUUUGGACCAGCCCACUUCAACUGAGGGUGUGCAGCACUUUUCCUGAUUAUCGGCGCAAGCUUUAGCUAUCACUGUAGGGUAACUAAAUAUUGAUAAGAAACUAAACUAGAAGUGUUAAACACCAAGCCUAGCAGCAUCAAGAUAGCCUGGGAACAUGUCAUUUGAUGGAACUCAACAAAAUAUCCAGUCAGAGAAAUGGUUGUCUGGGUUGAACAAGAUUUUUUUAGACCACAUGAGCAACUUUGCCAUGUUAUCAUUCUGUUCCCUCCCUUCAGGAUGGGACAGUCCAAAAUCACAGGAUACUGAAAUUUGGACAGGAUUUUGGACUGGAUGAUUUUUACACAUGGCGGUGGAUUUUGGACAGAAUCAUUUUAGACAUGGGGAAGGAUUUUAGACAGAACCAUAUUAAUGCGAGGGGGUUUGUCAGUUUAAGUCCAGAAUAGCAAAGUUCUAUGCAAAUCUGUCCCAGACUUUGUGGGUUUUAGGCUUAUAUUUCAAAUUUGCCCUAAGGUGUAUCUCCUCACAGUCUUAUACAUUUGUAUUUGUGUCAUGAUUUUGGACCAGUCCACUUAGCAAAACAGGGGGGUUGUUCCAGGCUGUCUCUGAUCUGUCCAGGCUUGAUGAUCAUUCAGGGAUAGUGUAUAUUUUGGUAACCAAUAGCAACGAGUUUCCACCAAUAGGGUUAGCUGAAUGUGACUUCCGUGUAAGGCCUCACCAAGUGUGUUAUAUGGGUGACAUCAACGCAGCCACAAAGUCUCACGCAGAGGGGAAAACAAAUAUCAAGACGUGACUGAAGAAACACAGUCCAGAAGUCUUUCGUUUUUUUGUGACAUUAGAUUUUGAAAAAGACAGAAAGUUCCUUUUCGGCAUUCCAAAACAUGCCAUAUUUGAAUGUGUGCCACAGUGUGGCUGCAACUUGCUAAAAUGCAAAAAAAUUAACUCUUUUUA